Porites evermanni is the source of this 579-nucleotide messenger RNA. NCBI's taxonomy places the organism in Eukaryota, Metazoa, Cnidaria, Anthozoa, Scleractinia, Poritidae. The record is from the annotation of a GenBank genome assembly.
AAACCACAAAUUAAGGGCACCGGGCGCGACAAAGCCUUUUUUCAACGUGUUUUCGGAAUUUCCAUGUGUGAAACUAGCUUGAUAAAAUCGGUAUAUGGGCAGCCUAUGGGAUCAUUUAACAGAGCCGUCCACAAUCUCGAAGGCGAAUCGACCAGGCCCUCGAUGAUCGCAGAAACAAAACCAUGCCCAACGAUGGAACUAGCCAAUGAGGAAAACACGGCGGAUGGUAAAAAGAAAAAAGGACCGGGCGCUAAAAGGCCACGGACGAAAUUGAAAAAGGCAUUGUCUUGGCGGCAAUCGAACAGAUCACGACGUCUAAUCGCUAAUGCUCGGGAGCGAUCUCGAAUCCACAUCAUGAGCGAGGCCUUUGAAGGGCUAAGAAGAGCAGUACCCAGUUACUCGAGAGAUCAAAAGUUAUCAAAGUUGGCAAUCUUGAGACUGGCUACAAGCUAUAUUUCAGCUUUGUCUUAUUUGGCAGAGAACGAUACAUCGAGUAAAUCACUUAAACAUUUCGCCGAGAGCGUGGACCAGUGUACUCAAGCACUUCAAACCGAGGGCAGAGCAAAACGGAAAGAGUAA